AUGGCCACCGAACCAGGCAAACGAACCGUUUCAUACGGACGAUUCCACAAUCUCCAAACAAUCUCUGUGGCUACCCUCCCACCGCGCCUCGAUGGCUUUUGGGUCAUCUACAUCCACGGCGGCGCCUGGCGCGACCCAACAAUAACAGCAGACAGUUUUGAAAAAACUGAAAACAUCCUCCGCGCAAACCCACACCUCCCCAUCGCAGGCUACGCCUCAAUCUCAUACAGACUAAGCCCUCACCCAAACCACCCCCAAGACACCGAAGAAACACCAGCCGAGUCCCUACGCACGGCAAAACACCCAGACCACAUCCGCGACGUCGAGGCCGCACUAGCCUUCCUCCAAAACACAUACGCCUUCGGUGACAGGUACAUCCUAGUCGGACACAGUUGCGGCGCAACACUAGCCUUCCAAGCCGUCAUGGGCGCCGUCGCGGGACACAGGGAAGUACGAUUCAACGGAGGUGUGAACGAUUGCGGCGCUGGCGCCGAGAAUAUCUCCAGUUCGCCAGGUCCCCUGCCACCAGCGCUGACGUCGCAACCUACCGCUAUUGUGGGUGUGUCGGGGAUAUACGACCUGCGCAAGCUGCGCGAUGAUCAUCCCGGUAUCGAUGCCUAUCGCGAAUUCAUUGAGGAGGCGUUCGGCGCGGAUGAGUUACUUUGGGAUACGGUUUCGCCGGCGCAGAUGAUUGGGUCGCGGGGCGUGGAGGGUGGGUGGAAGGGAGGUAGACUGGCAAUCCUUGCUCAUUCAAAUGAUGAUCAGCUUGUUGAUCGGGGCCAGAUGGAUGUUAUGUAUGAGGCGUUGAAGGGGUGGGAACGGGAGAAGGCGACGAGGCGGCGUUCUUCGGCGCGUCGUUCUUCUGCGACGGUUGAGGAAUCUGGGAAUGAUGAUGGGAGUCGGGCGGUUAGGACGAUGAUCAUUGAGGGGGAGCAUGAUGAGAUUUGGAGUGAGGGGGAGCAGUUGGCGAGGACGAUCAAGUAUGCGUUUGUAGAAUUGUUGAGGAUGGGCAUUGCGCCUGAGCCGGAGCCGUUUGGGGGUGAAAAGGUUCCUUCUCAUUGA
Penicillium waksmanii is the source of this 1062-nucleotide messenger RNA. RefSeq names its product arylformamidase. The transcript has 2 exons. The record is from RefSeq and is a predicted model, not a curated record. Gene Ontology annotation, molecular function: arylformamidase activity. NCBI's taxonomy places the organism in Eukaryota, Fungi, Ascomycota, Eurotiomycetes, Eurotiales, Aspergillaceae. Bases 1 to 1062 code for a protein of 353 amino acids.